This is a messenger RNA of Orbicella faveolata, 2740 nucleotides long. RefSeq names its product GDH/6PGL endoplasmic bifunctional protein-like. NCBI's taxonomy places the organism in Eukaryota, Metazoa, Cnidaria, Anthozoa, Scleractinia, Merulinidae. The record is from RefSeq and is a predicted model, not a curated record. Gene Ontology annotation, biological process: glucose metabolic process; pentose-phosphate shunt; pentose-phosphate shunt, oxidative branch. Gene Ontology annotation, cellular component: endoplasmic reticulum. Gene Ontology annotation, molecular function: 6-phosphogluconolactonase activity; NADP binding; glucose-6-phosphate dehydrogenase activity.
GUAACAUAAAGAAAAACCUGAUAAGAUUUAUUUCAAUUUUUGUUUUGUCACGCAAUGCCCCACGUGGGAUAUUGCGUUACAGAAACGGAUGACUGCGUGGAGACUUCGGCUAGUUGAAAUUUUCAAUAUGGCGCUGGCGUGGAGUGGGUUUUCCAACACGUUAUUUGCAGCUAAAUAUCGAGGAAUAUUGUUGGUUAGUGCCUAUUUCACUUCGAUAGUCCUACUCUCACUUUCCACUAGACAAAUUUCCGCAACAAAUAGUCAGCAAUCUGAAUUGUAUCACCGAAAUGUGACUAAUAUCGUGUUGAUCGGCGCCAGUGGAGACCUCGCGAAAAGAUACUUGUGGCAAGGCUUUUUCAGGCUUUUUAUCCAGGAAACAAAUGACGGAAACACCUUAAGAUUCUACCCUACGGCUCGUGAUAAAUUUGAGUUAGGUCAAAAGAAGAUUGAUCACAUCUUAGAAGAGUCUUUGAAGUGUUCUGAAGGCGAACACUUAUGUAGUAUCGAGAAGGAGAGAUUUGUGGAUGAAAGUGUCAAGCAAUAUCAUCGUUUAAAAGAUGACCAAGACUACUCAUCUUUGUGUAAGAUCAUUACGGAUAAUAUGGCACCAGACGAAAGGGAGAAGGGUCGGAUAUUUUACUUGUCAGUGCCUCCAUUUUCCUACACGGCCAUCGCGAAAAGGAUCGAUUCAUUCUGUCGCCGGCGUGGAGAUAAACAAACACGGCUGCGUAUUGUUCUAGAAAAGCCUUUUGGCUCCGAUUUGGCCUCUGCGAUGGAGCUAGCUCAAAACCUGUCCCAAUAUUUUCAGGAAAACGAAAUCUAUCGGAUAGACCACUAUCUUGGCAAAACAGGAGUUUCACAGAUCUUGCAGUUUCGCUUUGACAAUCAGGACUUAUAUAAAGAUCUGUGGAGCAAAGAUCACAUAGAGAGGGUGGAGAUUGUUUUGAAGGAGAAAAACGACUGUAAGGGUAGGACCAAAUUUUAUGACCAUUAUGGUGUUAUCCGCGACGUGAUGCAAAAUCACAUGACAGAACUCCUUGCUUUGGUUGCCAUGGAGAUACCAAAGAGCUCUGGGGAUAGAGAGAGCAUCAUGCAAAACAAACUAAGGCUUUUGAAAGAGAUCAAACCCAUGAAUAGAUGGAGCGGGAUUAUUGGCCAGUACCGAGACUAUCGCAUGCACCACCAUCAGGAGACUGAACAACAUCAAAAUAGCAAUACACCAACAUUUGCUGCUGUGACAAUGCUUAUUAACAGUGCAAGAUGGCAUGGUGUUCCUUUCAUUUUGGUAUCUGGAAAGCAGCUUGAGGAGCGUACAGCAUAUGUACGAUUAAUCUUUAAGGACAAUGUUCAUAAACUGCAUGCCAACUCAGUCAAUGAUGAUAGAUGUGAUGUCAGACAGAUUGUCUUUAAUAUCCAAGGAGAAAAACUUCAAAAACCUGGUAUAUAUCUUUCAGGACUUCUUCCCAAGCCCAAAUUAUUUUCUCCAUUGACAAGUGCUGAAAACAAAAUGCAAAAACUGUUUGGUUGUUUUGUCAACAAUUUUGAUACUUUCAUUCAAGACAGCGCAGCUGAUGCAUACACAACACUAAUAUCUGCUGUGUAUCAUGAACAAAGGAACAUAUUUGUUGGAACUGAAGACCUGUUAUCUUCCUGGAAAGUCUGGUCGCAGUUUUUAGACAGUAUGAAUGGUGUUGUGCCACGCCAGUAUGACCAGGAAAACUUGGAUGUGUUAAAUUUUGUUACAUCAGGAGAAAGAGUUCAGUUUUUGUGGAGUGAGGUUGAUGGAAGUUGUGGUGCAACUGGACUUUGUCAAUCGUCUAAAACAUCAAACAAUCACAUUUACAAAAGAAAGAUGUUUAGAGGAAAUGCUCUAGUGACUGGAGCAAAAUCCCAAGUUAUAAGAACUCUAGCAGACAAAAUCAUAGACCAUGCUCUUGGGGCUGUUGCUCUGAAAGGAGUAUUUCACUUGGCUUUGUCAGGUGGCACAUCCCCUGUGAUACUAUAUGAAACCCUUGCUUUUAUGGCCAAAGAGUUCCCAUGGCAACACACCCACAUAUGGCUUGUGGAUGAGCGAUGUGUGCCAAUUAGCAGCAAAGAAUCCAAUUUUAACUUAAUUUACCACAAACUCUUGCAGUAUGUCCCUGUUUCCCCCUUUAAUACUCAUGACAUGAAUGUCAUGUUAAAAAGUGGACUGUGUCAUCUGGAUGAUAAAGGGGCUGAGCACUAUGAGGCAGAACUCAAGAGGUCUCUUGGAACAGAUCAGUUAGAUUUUGUAAUUCUUGGUAUUGGUGCAGAUGGACAUACUGCAUCUCUGUUUCCACGUCAAAAAGUUCUUAACCUGACAGACAGAUGGAUAAGUCUUUCAGAAAGUGGCCAUGACAAUAACAUCAGACAAAGAAUGACAAUGACAUUAAGCUUCCUUAACAGGGCAAAAACUGUAGCAGUUCUUGUUCUCGGUGAUCAAAAAAAGGAAAUAGUGAAGACAAUUUCAAGUGGUGAUGUAGAUACCUGGAACUAUCCAGUAAGUGGAAUUCAUCCAGUUGCUGGAGAAUUAACCUGGUACAUUGACAGUGAAGCUCUGGGUAGUCACUAAAAUCCAAAGACAUGGUUUGCGAGGGCCUUGAAAGUGCUUGAAAAUAAAAAGGAGAAUUUUUGUUGAAACAUCCAUCAACUGUUAUGGUAGUAGUGAAAUGUAAGUUCAGUCUUGACUUGAAACUCAAUACAGAAACUUGGUCUAUGA